UACGUCGUCCGUCUGGGCAUCUCCAGGCUAGCUUUCCAUCCCUGCUCCAGAGUCCAGGGAAAGCAGCGUGUCCCGUGGCGGGUAGCGGAGCGCGGGGUCGGUCUGGAGCGCCAUGAGCAGCCCGGAUGCGGGAUACGCCAGUGACGACCAGAGCCAGCCCCGGAGCGCGCUGCCCGCGGUGAUGGCUGGGUUGGGCCCCUGCCCCUGGGCCGAGUCCCUGAGCCCCCUCGGGGACGGGAAGGUGAAAGGCGAGGUUGUGGCGAGUAGCGGGGCGCCAGCCGGGAGCUCCGGCAGAGCCAAAGCUGAGUCUCGCAUCCGGCGGCCGAUGAACGCCUUCAUGGUGUGGGCGAAAGACGAGCGCAAGCGGCUGGCACAACAGAACCCGGAUCUGCACAACGCAGAGCUGAGCAAGAUGCUAGGCAAGUCCUGGAAAGCGUUGACGUUGGCGGAGAAGCGGCCCUUCGUGGAAGAGGCCGAGCGGCUGCGGGUGCAGCACAUGCAGGACCACCCCAACUAUAAGUACCGGCCACGGCGGCGCAAGCAGGUGAAGCGCAUGAAGCGGGUGGAGGGAGGCUUCUUGCACGCUCUCGCUGAGCCUCCGGCCGGCGCCCUGGGCCCCGAAGGCAGUCGCGUGGCCAUGGAUGGCCUGGGCCUGCCUUUCCCGGAGCCGGGUUUCGCGGCCGGUCCGCCGCUGUUGCCCCCGCACAUGGGCGCCCACUACCGCGACUGCCAGGGCUUGGGCGCGCCCGGGCUCGACGGCUACACUUUGCCCACUCCGGACACAUCCCCGCUGGAUGGCGUGGAGCAGGACCCGGCCUUCUUUGCUGCCCCGCUGCCAGGGGACUGCCCGGCGGCCGGCGCCUAUAGUUACGCGCAGGUCUCGGACUACACGGUGCCCACAGAGCCCCCCGCUGUCCCUAUGCGAGUGGGACCGGAUCCCUCGGGUCCUUCGAUGUCGGGGAUCCUGGCGCCCCCCAGCGCCUUGCACCUGUACUACGGUGCGAUGGGCUCACCCCCGCCGAGCGCCGGGCGCGGUUUCCACGCGCAGCCCCAGCAGCCGCUUCAACCGCAGGCACCACCACAACCGCCGCCGCCUCCGCCACCGCCGCCGCAGCACCCUGCGCACGGCCCAGGCCAGCCUUCGCCCCCUCCCGAGGCUCUGCCCUGCAGGGACGGCACGGAACCCACCCAGUCCACUGAGCUGCUUGGGGAGGUGGACCGCACGGAAUUCGAACAGUAUCUGCACUUUGUGUAUAAACCUGAGAUGGGUCUUCCCUACCAGGGACAUGACUGCAAUGUGAACCUCUCAGACAGCCAUGGAGCCAUUUCCUCCGUGGUGUCCGACGCUAGCUCAGCGGUCUACUACUGCAACUACCCCGACAUUUGAUGGUUGCCGACCCCAGAUCUGCAGGCCAGAAGCAGUGUUACACACUUCC
This is a messenger RNA of Acomys russatus (golden spiny mouse), 1436 nucleotides long. RefSeq names its product SRY-box transcription factor 17 (gene Sox17). Gene Ontology annotation, biological process: positive regulation of transcription by RNA polymerase II; angiogenesis; heart development. Lineage: Eukaryota; Metazoa; Chordata; Mammalia; Rodentia; Muridae. Bases 113 to 1387 code for a protein of 424 amino acids. The transcript is spliced from 2 exons. Gene Ontology annotation, molecular function: DNA-binding transcription activator activity, RNA polymerase II-specific; RNA polymerase II cis-regulatory region sequence-specific DNA binding. The record is from RefSeq and is a predicted model, not a curated record.